Molecule: messenger RNA, 955 nt
Organism: Gilbertella persicaria
Lineage: Eukaryota; Fungi; Mucoromycota; Mucoromycetes; Mucorales; Choanephoraceae
Product: PQ loop repeat-domain-containing protein
Exons: 5
Coding region: 1-849 (282 amino acids)
Source: RefSeq, a predicted model, not a curated record
AUGAAUUAUGAUGCUUUGACAGGCUCAGUCAUUACAGGUUAUUUGUCUAUUGUGUGCUGGCUUGUUGUGUUUAUACCUCAACUGGUUGAAAAUUAUAAGAGACGUAGUGGGGAUGGACUUUCAAUUACCUUUUUAUGGAUUUGGUUAGCAGGAGACUUGUUCAAUUUGGCUGGUAAGAGUGGUGAUCAACUAAUGAUCAUACAGUUCCUAUUGGCUCUUUGGUAUGCAAUAGCUGAUAUUUGUCUGAUUUGGCAAGUAUUUUAUUAUCAACAAUGUAUGACAGACAGAGAUCAACGCAAUGAAGAUGAAGCCAUUGUUCUUGUAGCGCCAAACACAUUAAAACAACGUCGAUCUAGUGUGGACAAAGCACAUUCAAAGAGCGAUUGUACUGCAGAUAGUCAGAAAAAUUCAUCAAAACAUGCUAAAAUGAAAUUAGUAUGGAUGAAUACAAUAGGUAUUCUUGUACUCAUGGCGAUGAUAUUGGUUUCUUGCUAUGCUUACAUUACAUUGCCUGCUCUUCAAGAGGAGCAUGAAAAUAUUCGCCUUGUACCUCAAAUACUAGGUUGGUUUAGUGCUGCAUUGUAUAUAGGAAGUCGUCUACCUCAACUAAUUAAGAACUGGAAGCAACAAAGCACAGAAGGACUAAGUCCAGGCAUGUUUAUCUGUGCAGUCUUUGGCAAUAUCUUUUAUACAUCGUCUAUUUUCCUUAAAUCAAUGGAUCGGAAAUACAUCAUAAUUAACUUGUCAUGGAUCAUUGGUAGUUUGGGUACAGUCAUUUUUGAUGUUAUGAUUUUCCUUCAAUUUUAUGUGUUUUAUCGCCGAACAGUCAGUAAAGAUAGGGCUGAUUAGAAAACCUCUUUGUAAAUUAUUAUUAUUAUUCAACAUACUUGCAUAUAAACAUUAGUGUACUUUAUUCUUGGCAAUAGAAACAUAUGUAUAUAUAUAUAUAUAUAUA